Messenger RNA from Xiphophorus maculatus (southern platyfish), 1850 nucleotides. RefSeq names its product kelch domain containing 8A (gene klhdc8a). The transcript has 9 exons. Gene Ontology annotation, molecular function: protein binding. NCBI's taxonomy places the organism in Eukaryota, Metazoa, Chordata, Actinopteri, Cyprinodontiformes, Poeciliidae. The record is from RefSeq and is a predicted model, not a curated record. The coding region runs from base 570 to 1634 and encodes 354 amino acids.
AAUAGUGUCAGUGGGCUCCUCUCUACCAAAUAUAGGUUAUCCAAACACUCCGGCUCGCUCCCUCUCUCCCCGGGUUGUACCAUCGCAGGCGGGGAGUGAGCGGGAACUUGUGCGCCGGGAGCCGGAGAUGAAUACUUCAUCCCCUGACCCACAUAAUGGCGAUAUAUGAGUCUCGGUGAAGCGCUCCCCGCUGCAGCGGCGGCUCUCCGCGUCUCGACUCCCAUCUUCCUCCGCCCGGAUCCGACUCGCCUCUCCUCUCCUCGCCUCUGCUCUGCUCUGCUCUCCCUCUCUCCAUCUCGCUUUCCAAAAGGCAGAGAGGAGGGAGGAACGGAGGAGACUCCUGCCGAGGAAAGGGCGACGGAAACGGAAAAAGUAAAGAAGGGAUCAAGGCUCACCAGGGCUGGAUUGAACCUGAAGGGCCCAGCAGGCUGAGAUGACAGAGCGUCCAGGCAGCCUGAAGUUCCUCUGACUCCUCAGCAGAAACCUUCAACAGAACCUGAGGUCCAGCUUCUCCCCCUCCUGCUUCCUCCACCCCACCGUUUCCUGAACCCCUCCUCUGGUUCCGGGUCAUGGCGCUCCCCAGUGCCAACGAGUUCCACUGGCAGAGCCUGGCGCGUCUGCCCUGCGGCCGCGUCUACCACUCUCUGUCUGAGGUGGGGGGGCAGAUGUACAUGCUGGGGGGCUGCGACGCUGCGGGGCGGCCGUGCCCCGGACUGGACCUGUACUCUCCUGAGGGGGACCGCUGGAUAGGCUUGGCCCCGAUGCCCACCCCCCGCGCAGGCGCGGCCGUGGCCGUGCUGGGGAAGCAGAUCCUGGUGGUGGGCGGAGUGGGAGAAGACCAGCGCCCUCUGAAGGUGGUGGAGAUGUACAACACGGAGGAAGGCAGGUGGAGGAAGAGGAGCGCGCUGCGGGAGGCCCUGAUGGGCGUGUCCAUCACUGUGAAAGAUAGCCGUGCUCUGGCUGUUGGAGGAAUGGCCGCUGACCUGCUCCCUCGCAGCGUCCUGCAGCAGUACGACCUCAGAAAGGACGUCUGGGCGCUACUUCCUCCCAUGCCGACUCCUCGCUACGACGCCAACUGCCACCUGCUGGGCAACAAGCUUUAUGUUGCAGGUGGUCGCCAGUGUAAGCGACCAGUGAAAGCUUUUGAGGUGUACGACACAGAAGCACGCUCCUGGACCUCGCUGCCUGUUUUGCCGUGUAAGCGCACCUACGGGGGUGUGGUGUGGGACUCUGCUGGGAGGCUGUGUCUGCUGGGAGGAUUACGGCAAGGCGGAGGACACCAAAGCUCCAAGUUCACCAAGAACGUCAAUAUUUUUGAUACCAAUCAAGGCGCCUGGCUGAAGUCCGAGGAGACGGUGGCGUUGAAAACUAAGAGAGCAGACUUUGCUGCCGCCUUCUUGCGCGGCAGGAUGGUGGCUGCAGGCGGACUCGGUCACGAACCCUCGGCGUUGGACACGGUGGAGGCGUUUAACCCUCAGAAAAAGAAGUGGGAACGUUUGGCUCCCAUGAACUUCCCCAGAUGCUCCGCCUCUUCCAUUGUCAUCAGAGAUCGCCUCCUGGUGGUGGGAGGAGUUAACCAGGUUCCCAGCUCGGCCCAUGAGAUCCUCUACGUUAAAGAAGAAGAGUGUCUGUAGCGCGGUGCGACCGACGGCAGGUGAUUGCUGCGGAAUUCCGCCUCUUUCCUCACUCAGACUCCAGUGCACAGAAAGCAGCAUGCGAUGUAAGAGGUAACACUGCCCCCUGCUGGAAGUAGCUGAGCAGCGCGUCUGAGCGCACAAUGGAGCGCCUGACUCCAUCUUUGGAUGGAGAUUUAAUGCCUGUAAAAGUGGAAUUCUUCUGGAAGUUUCUGC